Phaeoacremonium minimum UCRPA7 is the source of this 972-nucleotide messenger RNA. RefSeq names its product putative ubiquitin-conjugating enzyme protein. NCBI's taxonomy places the organism in Eukaryota, Fungi, Ascomycota, Sordariomycetes, Togniniales, Togniniaceae. The record is from RefSeq and is a predicted model, not a curated record. The transcript has 3 exons. Bases 1 to 972 code for a protein of 323 amino acids.
AUGUCAUCGAAUCCAUACGAGAACGAACCCGGCUUCGAGGAUGCGAACGAGGCUGCGGAUAAGAAGAACCAGCGAGAAUAUGUCCAGAAGAUACGUCAUGAAACCCUGCGCAUAUCUGUCAUACAGCGCCUAGAAGAGUAUCUUAGCAUUGGGGCCGAUGGCACCGUCGCCGCGACCUCCUCAGCUGAGAGGGACGAGUUUGAUGUCGACAUGGACGGCUUAGAUGACUCUAGCGUGCCCUUCGAGCCCUUCAAAGAUCUCUGCAAGCGCCGAUUUCUGUGGUACUAUGAUUCUUACCUCGCCGCAAUUCAGGAAGCGAAGAAGGAAGUCAAGGAUGGACAAGUGUUCGCACGAAUGCCUUUCGAGGGUUCUAACAACACUAUGGAAGGGAAGUUCAAUUACACCGAGCUAGAACGUCGACUCCGUAACAUCAAGAAGGUCCUGGACGACGAGACCGCGAGUUGGGCGGUGGAGGGUAUGGCAGCUAAGACUAAGGAGUCAACUGUCGCCGUGAAUCUGCAACGACAGUAUGAUCAGGUGGUGGAAUCCUUCAAGCGUGAUGACAAGCCUCACAACCUGGAGUUGGAGGAUAAAAAUCCCUUUGUCUGGGCUCUGACGUAUUUCGGGCGACCGAUGACCAACCUGGAUGGAGGUUUAUUCCGUAUCAGGCUUCACUUUAGCCCCCGGUUUCCUGAGGAGCAACCAAGAGUCAAGUUCGAGACACGCGUCUUCCAUCACCGCAUCGCCGCGGACGGAACGCCGUGCUACUUUGCCAACCUCACCCGUCGAGAGGACGUGAAGACACAUAUCGAGGCAAUCAUCGAAUCACUAGAGGAGGAACAUCCCCCGUAUGAUCCGAGAACUCUUGUCAACCCAGAGGCGUUCAAGCUAUACUGGGGCUCCCCCGACGACCGGAAAAAUUAUAAUAGACGACUGCGGAGGACUGUCCAGCAGUCCAUGGAGGACUUCUGA